AUGGUAACCACACGGAACGGGAAGCGCACAGCCGCCGAGGCGCCCGCAACUGAGACCACCAAGAAGCAGAAGCUCCCUGUCAGAUCAAGGGACGGCAAGGCUGCGCCCAGGAAGACCUCUAGCAAGCAGGACGAGAGCAGCCGCCCAUCGUCAAAAAAGAGAUCGUCCCUCGUCGUAGAGCUGAGAUCGGAAGCGAACCCGGCCGAUGCACAGGAGGUUCAUGAGCAGCAGAUCAUCACAGGCGCCGAGCAGCCCGCCCUGGAGCCGGAAGCAGGGGAGGGGAAGGUCAUCAACGACUCAGAUGCGUCCGUGAGCGAUGGCCAGGUAGCGGAGGAGGAGCCUGCCGCGGAAAAGACAACGGCGCUAGUCGCCGAAGGGGAUGACGGUUCAGACUCAGAUGAGGCGCCCGAAGCCGUGUCCACGUCUAAGGCUGCGGUACAGGCGAAGAAGUCCGCACAAGCCGCCAACAAGGCCAUCGCAGAACAACAAGCCGCUCAAAAGCGCAAGCGCCAAGAGCGUAACGCCCGCCUCCAGGAACAGGCCGCAGCACGCAAGGUUCAGGAGGACGCGGCUCCGGCGGAGGACUCCAACGAGGAGGAGGCUGAGAAGGCCGACGCAGCCCCGGUACCGGAGACGACCGGUCGCCGGAGACUCAACAAGCUUGACCUCCCCUCUGAGCUCCCGGCCGAAUACCUCGACUCCGACUCAGAGGACGAGGGCGGCGACGGUGAGACGGAUCGGAAGCCCCGCAAGGCACGCAAGCUGCAUACGGCGGAGGCGCAGAUCGCGCGCGAGAGCCGUGGGCCCAAGGACGAGGUUGUCGGGUCGACGUUGUUCCGCGUCGUCAAGAAGGAGGAUGAGAGGCUGGCGCCCAAGGCACAAAAGUACUCGGUCAACGCGAAGAAGGCGUUGCUGGCGCGCGGCAGGGCGCCCGUGAAGGCGCGCAAGGGGUUCCUGGUCUGA
This is a messenger RNA of Colletotrichum spaethianum, 963 nucleotides long. RefSeq lists its product as uncharacterized. Gene Ontology annotation, biological process: rRNA processing. The transcript has 2 exons. Gene Ontology annotation, molecular function: snoRNA binding. The record is from RefSeq and is a predicted model, not a curated record. The coding region runs from base 1 to 963 and encodes 320 amino acids. NCBI's taxonomy places the organism in Eukaryota, Fungi, Ascomycota, Sordariomycetes, Glomerellales, Glomerellaceae.